This is a messenger RNA of Setaria italica (foxtail millet), 815 nucleotides long. RefSeq lists its product as uncharacterized. Gene Ontology annotation, molecular function: protein binding. The record is from RefSeq and is a predicted model, not a curated record. The transcript has 4 exons. Bases 190 to 504 code for a protein of 104 amino acids. NCBI's taxonomy places the organism in Eukaryota, Viridiplantae, Streptophyta, Magnoliopsida, Poales, Poaceae.
UAUUUGUAUUUUCCUCGCCUCGCGCCUCGUCUCCUCCCUCUCCCCUUUUCUUUCAUUUUGCCCAACCCGGCGGCGGCUGCGGCUGCGGCUCCCCCCGAAGGUUGGAGGAAGCUCCCCGAAACCCUCGCUGCCGCUGCCGCUGCCGUGGCCGCUGCCGGCGACGAAAUUGUUGUCGGGAGGGAGGAAGCCAUGGAGGGCGCUACCGGAGUCGGUGCGUCCGAGUGCGAGCGGAAGCCGCUGUCGGAGGUGGUGGGCGACUGCGUGCAGCGCUGGUUCCAGGACGCCUUCAAGGAGGCGCGCAAAGGGGACGUCGCCAACCAGGUGCUCGUCGCGCAGAUGUUCUUCUCGGGUUACGGGGUUCCCAAGAACGAGUACAAGGGAAGACAAUGGAUGGACAGGGCAUCCAAAUACAGGAGUUCAGCGUUGAAGGUUGGCAUGAAACGUCCAGGAUACAAUGCAAGUGACUCUGACUCCGAUGAGGCAAAUGAUGAUGCCAACCAAUAACACUCAGUUAUGAAUUGAGUUAGGAGAAUUACAGGGUAAUUACAGAAGCUAUGGUUAAUCUAGUGUCAGUCCCAGCAACUUGAGUGGGCUGAGACUGCUGCUUUCGAUUGGGAUUCAGCUGUGCGCAAGAGCUAUCAAGUAAAUCUUGUAAACUAAUUUGGAUGCUUCAAAGUACAGUGUACUCAGUAUCUGCUUGAGAAAACCAAGUGGACUAUUCAAUUUGGCAAUGUUUCAGUAUAUUGAUUGAAUUCAUUUUUACCCCCUUUUUUUCAUUUUGCCAUCAAACAAGCAUAUAUUAUGUUGAAUAUCCA